GAGCUUCACAGAACUCGAUCCGUACGGUCUGGUUCUCUCAUUCUCCAUUAGUUUCUUCCAUAUAUAUGGGUGCAUUGGGAACUAUUGCCAUUGCACUUCUGGUGCUACCACUUCUACAUGACCAAGUACAAGGGAAGCAUGCAUAUGAGAACUUGAACAAGUGUGAUAUUUACCAAGGAAGCUGGGUUUAUGACGAUUCCUAUCCUCUUUAUGAUUCAAGUCUCUGCAACUUCAUAGAGAAGGCGUUCGAGUGCCAACAAAAUGGGCGACCCGACAAACACUAUCUCAAAUAUAGAUGGCAACCCUCUUCAUGCAUGUUACCAAGGUUUGAUGGUGAAGAUUUAUUGGAGAGAUUGAGAAAUAAGCGCAUCAUGUUUGUUGGAGACUCGCUAAGUUUGAACCAGUGGCAAUCUCUCACAUGUAUGCUUCAUGCAGCCUCACCACAAUCUAAGUACACUAUUGAAAGAACAGGAAGCAUCUCUACAAUGACAUUCCUGAGUCACAAUGCUUCUUUGAUGCUUGCACGCAAUGCACUUCUUGUUGACAUUGUAGAAGAAAGACAGGGAAGGGUUUUGAAGCUGGACUCUAUUGAUCAUAAGGAUCAGAAAGCAUGGAAAGACAUUGAUAUAUUGAUUUUCAACUCAUGGCAUUGGUGGCUCCACACAGGAAGGAAACAACCGUGGGAUUUUAUUCAAGAUGGAGACAAUUUACAUGAAGACAUGGAUCGCCUUGUUGCUUAUGAGAAAGCCUUAAAAACUUGGGCUCGAUGGGUGGACAAAAAUGUUGAUCCGACUAAAACCAAAGUCUUCUUUCAAGGGAUCUCACCCACUCAUUGGAAUUCAAGUUAUUGGGGGUACCCUGAAGGGAAGAAUUGCAGCAGGGAAACACAACCACUAAUAGUGCCACCAUACCCAAGAAGCCGACACCCGGCAGAAGGGAUUGUGGAAAAAGUGUUGAGCGACAUGUCAAAGCCGGUGGGUUUGCUCAAUGUAACAGGACUGUCCCGGCUAAGGAAAGAUGCACACCCAUCCAUAUAUGGCAACGGAGGGCACCGCGGCAUGGACUGCAGCCACUGGUGUCUAGCUGGAGUUCCUGAUACUUGGAACAGGCUGUUAUACGCUGAAGUCAUUCGACGUUAAACUGUUUUACUUUCGGGAUCGUAAGUGUUGAUUUGCAUGAUAAACACUAUCUAAUGCUCCAAAAUUAACUUGGUGAAAAUGUUGUUGUAAACUUGUAAUCAUAGCUAGAGCUAUCUAAUCAGCAUUGUUGAUUGAAUUGAAUUGGUACUGAAAAUCUUGGCAUCAUAUCAAAUGAAUAAGAUCUUUGGAGUGAG
Molecule: messenger RNA, 1333 nt
Organism: Rosa rugosa (rugosa rose)
Lineage: Eukaryota; Viridiplantae; Streptophyta; Magnoliopsida; Rosales; Rosaceae
Product: protein trichome birefringence-like 43
Exons: 5
Coding region: 66-1139 (357 amino acids)
Cellular component (GO): Golgi apparatus
Molecular function (GO): O-acetyltransferase activity
Source: RefSeq, a predicted model, not a curated record